Messenger RNA from Fulmarus glacialis (Northern fulmar), 1658 nucleotides. RefSeq names its product oxysterol-binding protein-related protein 11-like. The transcript has 7 exons. The record is from RefSeq and is a predicted model, not a curated record. Gene Ontology annotation, cellular component: membrane; cytosol; intracellular membrane-bounded organelle. Gene Ontology annotation, molecular function: sterol binding. Bases 1 to 1425 code for a protein of 474 amino acids. NCBI's taxonomy places the organism in Eukaryota, Metazoa, Chordata, Aves, Procellariiformes, Procellariidae.
AUGAGCAAGUUUCAGCGCAAACUUUCUUUUGCUUCAGGAACGACGAUCAAUUGGUUGGAACCGAAGAUAUCUCUGGCAAACCACCUCAAAAAUGGAGCGGCUCAGAAUUUCCCCACAGAGAUAAACAAGCCAGCAUCUGUCAGAGAAGAGCAGUCCAUUGCAGAGCCCUGCCAGCUAACAAGGGAACCUGAAGAAAUAAAUCCAGAUGAGGAGUUGGAGGAUAUCUCUGAUGAUAAAGAAGAUGAUCUAGGAGCAGUAGAAGAACAGCGCAGUGUUAUCUUGCAUCUCUUGUCUCAGCUGAAACUUGGCAUGGACUUAACAAGAGUGGUUCUUCCCACUUUUAUUUUAGAGAAGCGAUCGUUGUUGGAGAUGUAUGCGGACUUCAUGUCCCAUCCAGAUCUCUUCAUUGCAAUCACAAAUGGUACUACCCCUGAGGAGAGGAUGAUCUGCUUUGUUGAGUAUUAUCUCACUUCAUUUCACGAAGGCCGCAAAGGAGCUAUUGCAAAGAAACCAUACAAUCCAAUCAUUGGGGAAACAUUUCACUGCUCCUGGAGGAUGCCAAAGAGCGACGUAGCCACUGAUGCUGGCAGUAACUUCUCUGCUCACUCCCCCUCAGAGCAAGUAACUCUGUCUAAAGAUCUGGAAGGCCAAACAGAGCUGGACUACUAUACAGUAAAAUUUGUAGCCGAGCAAGUGUCCCACCAUCCUCCUGUCUCAGGGUUUUAUGCUGAAUGUGUAGAGAGAAAGAUGUGUGUCAAUGCCCACGUCUGGACAAAAAGUAAAUUCUUAGGAAUGUCAAUAGGAGUGACAAUGGUUGGUGAGGGCCUAUUAAGUCUCUUGGAACAUGGGGAAGAAUACACGUUCUCUCUACCCUGUGCAUACGCUCGGUCAAUUUUAACUGUUCCCUGGGUAGAACUGGGAGGAAAAGUCAACAUUAACUGUGCGAAAACUGGGUAUUCUGCAAGUAUUAACUUUCACACCAAGCCCUUCUACGGUGGCAAAUUGCAUCGGGUCACGGGUGAAGUGAAGCAGAACACGACUAACACAGUGGUGUGCAGAGUGCAAGGGGAGUGGAACAGCGUGCUUGAGUUCACCUACAGCAAUGGAGAGACAAAAUAUGUGGACUUGACAAAGCUGUCUGUGACAAAAAAACGAGUCCGGCCCCUUGAGAAACAAGGACCAUUUGAAUCUAGGAGGCUGUGGCAGCAUGUAACAGAGUCUCUGCGGGAUGGAGACAUCGAUAAGGCUACGGAGCACAAGCGAGCCCUUGAAGAACGACAGAGGAAUGAAGAGAGGCUUCGUGCUGAAACAGAAACGCCUUGGUGUACUAAAUACUUCCUUAAAGAAGGAGAUGGCUGGGUUUAUCAUAAACCCCUCUGGAAAACAGUCUCUGCUGCGCAAACUCAGCAAACGGACACUAACUAGAAAAGCUGCUUUAAGAUGAGUUUUCUGAUUUUCCUCUCCUUUUCCUCUGUCUCUCAAAACACAGUAAUCACACUGAGUGUCCCCUUUUUAUGUAAUUGUGAAAGUUUAAAUAAGCAUAAAGAAAUAAAUAUACUAGGGCACUUUAAAGCUAUUAAAAAAAAAAAAAAAGAUUAAAAAAAAAAUCGAAGUUGUAGAGACAAACUUGCCAGGUACAUUCAACCAACUUGUUUUUU